AUGCAACACGCUGCAGCAAACUGCACGUCUGCUGCAACACCUGACAACACGUCUGCGUGCAACAACACGUCUGCAGCAACACGCCUGCCUGCAACAGCACGUCUGCUGCACAGCAAGAUUGCUGCAAAACACGCCUGCCUGCAAUACACUGUCUGCUGCCAAAAACCCGGUCUGCUGCAACAACACGUCUGCUGCAACAACCACAUCUGGCUGCACCAACACGCCACUGCCCUGCAACAACACGUCUGCAACAAACACAACACGUCUGUAACACACGUCUGUAACCACAGUACUGCUGCGACACAGCCUGCCGCUGCAACCAACGCGCCUGCUGCAACACCGGCCUGCAUCAACCAAAACGCCUGCUGCAGAACACGUCUGCCUGCAAACAACACAACUGUCUGCAACCACACGCUGCUGCAACAACACGUCUGCAACAACACGUCUGUAACACCACGUCUGCUGCGACCCACACGCCUGCUGCAACAACACGCUGGCUGCAACAAACGCCUGCUGCCGCACAACACGUCUGCUGCAAAACAAACACGGCUUGCCUGCAACAACACGACAACACAAACACGUCUGUCACAACUCCUCAGUAAACCACACGUCUGCUGCGACAACCCGCUGCUGAACAACACGCCUGGCUGCGACAAAACGCCUGCUGCAACAACAGUCGUGCUGCCAACAACCACGCCUGCUGCACACACGUCUGCAAACAUCACGUCUUGUGCCAAACAAACACGUCUGCAACAAACGUUCUGCUGCGACAAAUACGUCUGCAGUAACAACACGCUUGCUUGCAACACCACCGUCCUGCCACAACCAUUCUGCUGCAACACCACGUCUGCUGCUAACAACCACGACUGCAUGCACAACACGUUCUGCCUGGCGAGCAACACCGGCCUGCUGCGACACCACCCGCCUCUGCAACCCCGCGGCUGCCGCAACAACAUCAAUGUCUGCCUCAGCCUCAAACCCACUGCUCAAACAACACAUCUGCUGCAACAACCCGCUGCUGCAACAACACGUCUGCACAACAACAUGUCAGCAACACACACGUCUGUAACCAACACCUGUCUGCUGCCGACCAAACGCCUGCUGCAACACACCUGCCUGCUGCUACAACACGCUGCAUGCAACAACACGCCAGCUUUGCAAACAACACCGCCUGCUCGCGGACACACCGUCUGCUUCCACAACACGCCUGCUGCAACAACACGUCUGCAAACAACACGUCUGUAA
Knipowitschia caucasica is the source of this 1245-nucleotide messenger RNA. NCBI's taxonomy places the organism in Eukaryota, Metazoa, Chordata, Actinopteri, Gobiiformes, Gobiidae. The record is from the annotation of a GenBank genome assembly.